UAUUUUUCGCAGAACUUAUUUGGUGCACAAGCACCGGUUGCCAAUAUAAUUAUAAUUACUUUUUAGCCCAAUAAAAUAAGCAAAUCAACGGCAAUCGAACACCCCAAGAGGCUAAUAAUAAACGCCAGAGAGUGGCGCACAUCCGCCAAUUGAUCAACAACAAGAAGCGAGGAAAUCACGGCGGAAAAGCGAGGAAAACACGGCGGGAAAAUGGACCUGCUCGACUCGAUACUCAAUGCCAUGGAUGCGCCGCCUGCCAACAACGAGCAGCAGAAGACGCUGAUCAAAAAGCAACGCGAAAUGAUGGAGCGAAUGCAGAACAAACAGAAGGAGGAGCUCCUCCGAUUCCGCAAGUAUGUGGACGAACGGAUGGGCCGAUUCGCCAAGGACGACAGACAGUGCAUCGAGUUCCAGCCGCUGGACAAGGUGCAUCGAUCGGUGAUCCACGAGGUGGCCGAGAAUGGCGGCUUCAUUGCCAUGAGCUUUGGCCGCGAGGAUGUGGACCGGCAUUCGGUGGUGUACAAAAAGGAGCACGCUCCCGGCGAGGACGAGGUCACGGCCCGUCGCAAUGGAGAUGGCUGGAAUCCGGAGGUGGCCAAGGAGUAUGCCGAGCGGCGGCGGGAGCGAUUGGCGCAGGAGCAGAGCGACAAAGAGGCUUCCACCUCCGAGGCGGCGAACUCAUCCACAUCCGCAGCCGGGGAUCCGGAGUCCGGCGAAGUCAAACCCACGACCAACUACAAGGCCAAGUACGCCCACCUCAUCGGAGAGUCGGCCGCAUUGCAGGCGGCCCGCAAGACGGAGACCAACCAAAGCUACGGAUUCGUGCCCAGCAAGAACAAGAAGGACAUGCGCUCCAUCGAACAAACGCUGGCCGACAUCCAGGCCAAGAAGCGCCUGCGAUUGGCGCAGCAACAGGAACUGGAGCAGGAGCAGCAAGCGCAGGAGGCAACCACAACAUACACAGAGGACCCAUGAGUCGGCUGGAACACAAUUAGUAUACUGAUAGCUCACUUAAUGCAAGACUGUCGUAACCCAAAAAAUUUGAUUAUACUUUGUAAGGGA
Molecule: messenger RNA, 1062 nt
Organism: Drosophila takahashii
Lineage: Eukaryota; Metazoa; Arthropoda; Insecta; Diptera; Drosophilidae
Product: sperm-associated antigen 7
Molecular function (GO): nucleic acid binding
Source: RefSeq, a predicted model, not a curated record